This is a messenger RNA of Vigna angularis (adzuki bean), 690 nucleotides long. Its product is annotated as transcription factor MYB1. The transcript is spliced from 3 exons. Lineage: Eukaryota; Viridiplantae; Streptophyta; Magnoliopsida; Fabales; Fabaceae. The record is from RefSeq and is a predicted model, not a curated record. The coding region runs from base 1 to 690 and encodes 229 amino acids.
AUGGAAGGAAGAGUAUCAGGUGUGAGGAAAGGAGCAUGGAGUCAAACUGAAGAUGAGCUUCUCAGAGAAUGCGUGCAACUCUAUGGCGAAGGAAAGUGGCAUCUUGUUCCUCAAAGAGCAGGGUUGAACAGAUGCAGGAAGAGUUGUCGACUGAGAUGGUUGAACUAUUUGAAACCAAAUAUCAAGAGAGGGGAUUUCAGUGAAGAUGAGGUCGAUUUGAUGAUCAGAUUGCAUAAGCUUUUGGGGAUCAGAUGGUCUCUGAUUGCAGGAAGACUUCCGGGAAGAACUUCAAACGAUGUGAAGAAUUACUGGAACACCAACAUGCGCCGGAAAGUACAAUCUCACAACAGAGAUGAGGAGAACAACAACAACAAUGUGAAAGAAUCCGAAAGAAGUUGGAAACCCCACAAAGUGAUAAAGCCUGUGCCUCGAGCUUUGGCAAAAGCAUCGGCCAUGGUGCAUGGGAAAUUGAUGAGUAGUUCGAAAGUUGGUGUUAGUGAAGCAGUUUCAGCAGGGUCUGAGAAUUGGUGGGAAACUCUGUUAGAUGAUAAGGAAGAGAACAUUAACAACAGCACGUGCUUCCCUGUUGGGAAAGAUGGAUCAUUUGAGCUUUGGGAUGAAGAACUUGUCUCCAUUCCUUCUGAGUUUUUUGCAGAAGCUGAAACAUGGAGCGAUUUUCUUCUUAACUAA